AUGUAUGUGAAAUGGUUUGAUACAGUAAUGUUUUACUAUGUUAUUUUAGUGAAUUUAGUGAAUGUCACUUUUUGUCAUUUUCAAAUUUCCCGCCGUUCCGUCUCCGUACGCCCCGACGCCGCAGGGGACGGAACCCAGAAGACAAUACAGGGGACAAUACAGGGGACACUGCAGGAGGGACAUCACGGGAGUGCAGGACAAGGUAAGAGAAGAACAGAUCCCGAAGCAGCGCUGCAUGGUAAGCCCGAGUGUAGUCGGGGUUACCGCUUGUGCUACACUCGGGAAUACCGCCAUGGAGGUUAAGCU
Messenger RNA from Staurois parvus, 306 nucleotides. The record is from the annotation of a GenBank genome assembly. Lineage: Eukaryota; Metazoa; Chordata; Amphibia; Anura; Ranidae.